This is a messenger RNA of Struthio camelus australis, 2479 nucleotides long. Lineage: Eukaryota; Metazoa; Chordata; Aves; Struthioniformes; Struthionidae. The record is from RefSeq and is a predicted model, not a curated record.
AAUCAAUUUCUGGAAAUAAUAGUAAUGUUUAAGGGGUUUCUGAAAAAGAGUCAUGAUUCUUUUAUAAGCUAGUUCAGCUUAUGAUACCAAAACAAGACAGAAGGUGGCAGUAAAAAAGCUUUCAAGACCUUUUCAAUCACUUAUUCAUGCAAGAAGGACCUAUCGAGAGCUCAGACUACUUAAGCACAUGAAGCAUGAAAACGUUAUCGGAUUGCUAGAUGUUUUUACACCUGCAACAUCCAUAGAAAAUUUUAAUGAAGUGUAUCUUGUGACAAAUUUAAUGGGUGCUGACCUGAACAACAUUGUGAAGUGCCAGAAGUUGACAGAUGACCAUAUACAGUUUCUCAUAUAUCAGUUGCUUCGAGGUCUUAAGUAUAUUCACUCGGCUGGAAUCAUCCACCGGGACCUGAAGCCAAGUAACCUAGCUGUAAAUGAAGACUGUGAAUUGAGGAUUUUAGACUUUGGUUUAGCUCGACAAACUGAUGAUGAAAUGACUGGCUAUGUUGCAACGAGGUGGUACAGAGCUCCAGAAAUUAUGUUAAACUGGAUGCACUACAAUCAAACAGUUGACAUCUGGUCUGUUGGAUGCAUUAUGGCAGAGCUAUUAAAAGGGAAGGCCCUAUUUCCAGGAAAUGAUUAUAUUGAUCAGCUAAAGAGAAUAAUGGAAGUUGUGGGUACUCCCAGUUCUGAACUUCUAAAGAAGAUAUCAUCAGAACAUGCGAGAAAAUACAUAGAAUCUCUUCCACAUAUGCCUCAACAGGAUUUGAAAGCAGUGUUUCGUGGUGCCAAUCCAUUAGCUGUAGAUCUUCUUGAGAAGAUGCUUAUAUUAGACAGCGAUAAAAGAAUUACUGCCUCAGAAGCACUUGCACAUCCAUACUUUGUACAGUAUCACGAUCCAGAUGAUGAGCCUGAGGCCGAGCUAUAUGACGAGUCAAUAGAGAAUAAAGAGCGAACCAUAGAGGAAUGGAAAGAACUUACAUACGAAGAAGUGAUGAGCUUUAAACCACCUGACUUAAAAAUGGAUAGCCUGGAAAUAGAACAGUAAAUACAGGCAGCUGUGUUUUGCCUUGCUGCACUAUGAAGACUGUUAAAAUAUAACCAUACAAUUUAACCUGUGUUCAAGAGUAGAUUUGACUAUCCAAAGAUGUUGGAGAAGAUGUGGAAAAGCAGAUACAUUAUACAGAAGCCAGAUGUUGUCUGUUUUUUUGCCUUGUAAUAUGAAUGUAUUCCCCAACGCAUAAAAGGAUAAAGAACUGCUUCAUUCUGACAAAAUGAUGCACUGAGUUCUGUGUUAGGUUUCUGCAUGUUUCAUUUUAUCAGUUGUAUUGCCAAAAUGAAGGUGACUUUAUAAAUUAAUUUUAAAAUCGUGCAUUUAAAGCAUGAACGUAUACAAACAUAAACACAGAAGUCCAUAAAAGCAAUCUGGUUUUUUUUCUGGCAUUAACCUAAUUUUCUGUGUGUGUUUGUUUUCAUUUUAUUUAUAGGUAGUGCCUUUAUGGAGAGAAGGUGUGGUAGUGAGAUAGACAGAAUAUGCAUAUAUAGUCAUAUCUGUGAUGCUCUUAUGAAUAUACUGGAUGUCUCUCAAAUGAUCUAUCACCAGUUGGAAGUCAGUAAAAAUAAAUCAUGGUCUUCUAUUGCCAUUAAAGUGUCUUUUCUCAUCAUUUUCCCUAUAUAUAUAUAUAUUUUUUUUUUUUAAUCCACACAAUGUUUAUGAGAACGUUUUAGUUUGUGAUGCUGCUCCUAACCAUGCCAUUGGUGGAGUGUUGGUAAAUCUGCACACGUUCACAGGAAGCUGCCCUGAAGGUGUUCCAACAAAUCUCUGUAGCUUCUGCAAACUUCAGCAGAAGCUGUCGCAGACUCUGGUGUAAGAGUACUGGGUUCAGAUCACAGCUUUGAACUCAGUAUUCCUCAUUAUCUUAUUUUCCUCUAUUUAGUCCUUGGGAAACUAAUCUAAUAGUUGCCAUUGGAAGACAAGACAAAACAAGAAGGUUUUAAGAAUAGUUUGGGAAUUUAUGAAAACCAAAUGCCAUCUCACUACAGUGUCCUCCUACGCAAAAUUUUGAAGGCUUUCCAGCUCUGAAGAGGUAGAAAAUCAACAUAUAAAUGAUAAAUUGCAGGAUACAUCAGAUGGUACAAAGAUGUCUUAAAGAAUUACAUUUAUAAUCUCACUUUCCCCUGAAGGCAUAAUACUGAUAAAGGAAUAUCCUUUGGCAUGAGGUUUCUUGAGGUUUAAUGGCUGUGUCCUUCUCAUAUCCUUGUGAUCCCUGAUUGCACAAACUAGUUGAUGUUACUUGUUCAUGUCUUGUUCUCACUCUGUCAAAGUCUCAUUUUGGAAGUGGCUUUUUAUAUUAUUUAGGUUUUCUGUAACUUUUGUUAUGAGAUUGAGUUGUACAGCUAUUACCUGAGCUAAUGAAUUCUACUGCAUUAUUUACCUUCCCCUGAUCUUUUUCUAUGUAAAUCUUUUUCUUAAUAAACAGAU